This is a messenger RNA of Thunnus maccoyii (southern bluefin tuna), 2010 nucleotides long. It is a transcript of the gene arpp19a, whose product is annotated as cAMP-regulated phosphoprotein 19a. The coding region runs from base 178 to 528 and encodes 116 amino acids. Gene Ontology annotation, molecular function: protein phosphatase inhibitor activity. Gene Ontology annotation, cellular component: cytoplasm. The transcript is spliced from 3 exons. The record is from RefSeq and is a predicted model, not a curated record. Lineage: Eukaryota; Metazoa; Chordata; Actinopteri; Scombriformes; Scombridae.
GCGCAUGGUGUCUCCGCAUGUGACGUAGGAGUUCUUCUUGAGCGCUCGCUCGGCUGCACGGCAGGACUCGUGUGUGUUCGGAAAGUCGGAGCACACGAGUGACAGAGGAUUUGUGGAUCACUUGCCCAACUAGUGAGCAAACCUCUCGAUUAGAGAUCACGACAAUAUAAAAAAAAGAUGUCGGGGGAUAACGAAGAAACGCAGACGGCCGAGGGGACACCAGUGGACGAUAAGGAAGCUCAGGACAAGAUGAUCAGUCCCGAGAAGGCAGAGGAGGCUAAACUGAAGGCCAGAUAUCCAAAUUUAGGAAAUAAACCCGGAGGCUCUGAUCUGCUUCGCAAACGCCUCCAGAAGGGGCAAAAGUACUUUGACUCUGGCGACUACAACAUGGCUAAAGCGAAGAUAAAGAACAAGCAGUUGCCGACAGCUGCACCAGAGAAGACCGAGAUCACAGGGGACCACAUCCCCACCCCCCAGGACCUGCCCCAGAGGAAACCUUCUCUGGUGGCCAGUAAACUGGCAGGCUGAUGCACACACGGCCUUGACAGCCCCUGCAGCACCUCCCAGCCCUAACUCCCCCCCGACCCCCACCACUCAAGUCUCAGAGCUGUAACAUUACCUCUCCCACCCCUCACAGUACCACCUGUCCCCUGCCUUUGCCUCCUCCCCACUAGCCUGGACCCCACCUAACAGGAAACCACACCUAGCACCCAGCGAACUGGCUUGCUGAUACCCUCAAAUCCUCUUUAUUUUUGUUUCCACCCCAUCUGGCCAUUUCUCUACUGCCUCCUGUUCUAAUUUUUGUCUCUCCCUACUUCCCCAAACUGACUGCCCUUCUUUUAUUGUCCUCUUACUUUUCCAUGUUCCUUUUAUUUCCUCUUUACUCCCAUGUAAGAUACACUGAAAGACAGGACAUCCAAGUGUGAGUGUGAUGGAGCAGACUGUGACGCCUUUGUACGACUGAUGGACGACUGAUAGCACGGUGUUUACUGGCUGAAGAGAUGGGGGCGAGCAGCAAAGCUGCGUCUUGUCUGGUUGGAGGGCUUUAGUAUGGUGAUCAGGAUCCCUCAGUUUGGAAGUGUAUAUAUUUCCUUUUGUUGGCACAGGGGCAGAUGUCAGCCUUUUAGAACGUUUUACAUCAGAUUUGUAUCAUUCACUGUAUGUCCUUAUUCUAAAUUAUGCUGUCAAUAUGCUUGAGUGAUUGACUGAAUAUAGUAAUCCAGAGGCCAAGCUCAGUUUUGUUAACACUUUGAUUGUGAAACAUGGGGGGAAGCCGUAUGAAAGGACCACGCGGUGAAGGCCGGAGUGUCAUAUAGAGCUGCAUGUGUGACCCAGGGCUCCCAAAGGCAAACCUCACUGAGCUCCCUUUUAACUCACUAAGGUGCACUGAACAUUUACACAGAUGCUGAAAAGCUCAGAUGCAGCAUAAAAGCACUGGGUGGCAGAAAGGUGGUUCAUUCAAGUCUGCUUGGAACUAGAAAAUGUUUUAACUCCAAAGCAGAAGAUAAAAAGAAGAGAGGAUGCUGUUGUUGCUUCAGUCUGAACUGUGAUGUUGACAGAGUCCUCUCCUCAGAUCAAAGUCUCUAAUUUCAAGUCGUCCUGAAUGAAACAUCACCUUACUAUAACAGGGGUGGAUGAGUAUACGGGACCUUAAAGCUAAAUUCCUGUCAGUAGGGACCAGUCUUUGUGCUCCAUACACUGUGUGAGAAGAAAUCUAUGGGCAAAAAUGUACUGGGAGCAGCUCUUGGCACUGGGAACAAAGAGUGUUAUGACUUGUGUUCAGACUUAGGAAAAACCUCUGCUCAUAAGUAGUUUUUAUGUUUUAAAAAAAUGCCCUGGGCCCUGUAUAGUGCUUUUCCAGGGUCCUUACUGACUGGAUGAAGUUUACCUGCAAUGUUUUAAAUCUGCGCUAGCACUACAUCUGUCUGAGCUGUGCAUGUAUAUGGCUGCCCUGCUGUCAAUUUGUGCCAUUUUGUUUUGUAAAUAAAAUAGUUUUGCACAAAUGUUUAA